Messenger RNA from Leptomonas pyrrhocoris, 1654 nucleotides. RefSeq lists its product as hypothetical. The transcript has a single exon. Gene Ontology annotation, biological process: intraciliary transport. The coding region runs from base 44 to 1654 and encodes 536 amino acids. The record is from RefSeq and is a predicted model, not a curated record. Gene Ontology annotation, molecular function: dynein light chain binding; dynein heavy chain binding. Gene Ontology annotation, cellular component: cytoplasmic dynein complex; ciliary plasm. NCBI's taxonomy places the organism in Eukaryota, Euglenozoa, Kinetoplastea, Trypanosomatida, Trypanosomatidae.
GAAAUUAGUGUACGAGUCAACCGCUGCUUCUUUCUCCAUAGCGAUGCUGGCCUCCUGCGCAUUCAAAAACCAAGUUACCGGAGGUGUGUCCAUCUCAUCUCGAUGGAAGAAGGAGACGACGGUGCAGGAUGCGGAGACGCAAACGUCAAAGCUCAAGGUUGUCUCCGCAGAAGCGCAGACUGACGUGAGCAGUUUGCAGGCUUCCGAACAGCUAGACAAAAGCGUCGGCACGGAGAAAAAGGCUUAUCAAGCCUCCCUAGAUGGCCUGCAGUACGUGUACGCAGAGGUCCAGUACGAUGAAGCGAAGCUUGCGACCUUCUUGGAAGGCUCCAAAGAGGAGAUGCUGGCCAUCCUCCACAAAAACGCGAAGAGCAGCAUCUUCGACAACUACGCACCCAACUGGUCGCGUAAGAAUACCGAGUUGGCGGUGUUGUACACCCUCAACGCGGCUGUGGUGAAGGAAAAUGGGCUGGAGGCGCUGGACGUUGCGUGGAGCGCUAGCGGCACCAUGCUGGCGGUCGCCUACGGACGCGUCGACACGUCAGGCUGGUGCUACAACAAGGGCUACGUCUGCAUCUGGAACCUGUCACGACCCGACCUUAAAGAAGGGAAGCCGCAUUACACUCUCGAGACGGAGACAUACGCCACGACGCUCGCCUUUCAUCCGACUACGGCGUCGAUGCUGGCCGUGGGCACCUACAGCGGUGAGGUCGUGGUGUUCCCCAAUGUGACCGACAACGUGCCGCAGGAGUACUCGUCGAGCGAGGCGGAGCUGGUGCACACGGAGCCGGUGACGGUGCUGCAGUGGGUCAGCAACCCGCAGGAGCUGCGGCCGGACCACCGCUUCGUGCUCUGCUCGGCGAGUCAGAGCGGACUCAUCGUUCACUGGAGCCCCGCCAACGCCCUCGCAAAGCCACUAGCGGCCUACAGCGUUCAAAGCCGUCGUCGCCUCUCCGUCGGCAUCACGGCGCUCUCCUACACGGGGGUACAGACCGACCGCGGCACCCAGCUGCCGACGUUGGACAGUGUGUUGCUGGUGGGUCUCGAAAACGGGGAGGUCGGUCGCGGUCGCACCGGGUUGGUCCCGCUAGAUGUCAACCUGAAGGCGCCCUGCACUGUGGUUCCAGUGGAGCUGGAUUGGCUGGAGGCACAUCGCGGCCCCGUACAGUCUCUCUGCACCUCUCCUUUCUUCCGACACCUCUUGUUGACCUGCUCGUCGGACGGCAGCGCACGCCUCUACACCGACCUCGAGCGGUCGCCGCUGCUGACCUUGGAGCCGUCCGCAGAGACCAAGAGUUACCUGUACGGCGCUGCACUGAGUCCAUUUCGCCCUGCUGUGGCGGCAGUGGUGUCUCGUGAGUCGCUGCUGCACGUCUACGACCUGCAGAAAGACCAGAUGCGGCCUGCGUACACAGCGGAGGCGGGAACUGAGGGGGCAGCUGUGCUAGCCGUGGCGUUCAACUCGAUAGCCGCAGACUGGCUUGCAACCGGCGAUGGGCAGGGAAGUGUGAAGGUUUGGCGGCUGCCGACGGAGCUGUCGCAGGCCACCGAGGCGGAGCGGGCUGCGUUGCGCGCCAGCCAACCGUCUCGCGGUGAAAAGCAGGAGAGUGAUGGCUCCUCUGCCAUUCGAGACUUGUUUGGAUUCGCUGUUUAG